AUGAUUUCACAAUCCUUACACUAUGAGAAAAUUUCAAGACAACAUAAAGCAUAUCUUGUAACCAUCACUUCAGAUGACGGACCUAAGUCAUAUAGUCAAGCAGCAAAACAUGAAAUAUGGAAAGAAGCUAUGGCUCAAGAAAUUAAGGCUUUAGAAGUUAAUGAGACUUGGGAAAUAACCAUCUUAUCCGAAGGAAGAAAAGUGAUAGGAUGCAAAUGGGUCUACAUGAUCAAACGUAAAGCUAUAGGAGAAAUUGAAAAAUACAAAGCUCGUCUAGUAGAAAAGGGAUUAACUCAAGUAAAGGGUGAAUAUUUUAAUGAAACUUUUGCGCCUGUUGCUAAAAUGACAAUUGCUAGAUGCUCACUUACUAUUGCAGUAGCUAAAGGAUGA
Messenger RNA from Vicia villosa (hairy vetch), 390 nucleotides. RefSeq lists its product as uncharacterized. The transcript has a single exon. Lineage: Eukaryota; Viridiplantae; Streptophyta; Magnoliopsida; Fabales; Fabaceae. The record is from RefSeq and is a predicted model, not a curated record. Bases 1 to 390 code for a protein of 129 amino acids.